AUGAUUAGUGUAACCGUUGCUGCACACGGCAGAACGAAACGGGUGGUUGGGGCUCAUUUGAGAGCUUAUGGAAGUGCGCGACUUUCAAUAUGUGAUUUGAAGAAAGAGCAAGUCACAACUAAAACCACUGUUGAUAACCGAUGGAAAGUCGUGAAAUUUUUUGGAAAAUUGGUUGAAGCGCUAUUAGUUUUCCUUCGUUUCUGCCUCCCAUUCUUAUUUUCGUCGACGUCCCGUCAAUUUCAUGCGACAGCGUUGCCGAAACGCAUUCCACAAUCAUUAUUCGGUUUAUCUCCAAUCAAUCAACUGGACGAUGAAACUUUGUUUCGGAUUUUUGAACACCUUGAUCCAAUAUCGGUUAUUGCUUGUGAGAUGGUUUGCCAAAGAUGGAAUGCUAUCAUCAACGAUAAUGUUCAUUAUUUACCAAAAAUGCGAACAGAUCAAAUCCGAGUUCUUUUUGAUGAAGGAGAAGUGGUUGUGUAUCCACUUGACGAAAAGAAAUGCCCGACAAGAUAUCCGAUGCCUUCUCUACAGAUUCUGGGUAUUCGUUUGCGUCACUUGACCACACAGUCCUUGUUUGUUCGUGGCCUGAUUCCUGUAGAGUCAAUUCCUGUGCUCAAUCUUCUCAAGAGUCUCUGCCUUUUACCACAGCAAAUUUAUUUCAUAUGGAGUAAAUUUUGUCCAGAUAGCAUUAUUUUGCUGGAAGAGUUUGUGCAUCAAAAUUCGGAUACGGUAUGCGACUUUGGACUCGAAGAAUGUUCUCCAGCGCAUUUGUUAACCGACAAGUUAUUGGCGCCAAUAGCGCACAAUUUGACUUCUCUUCGCCUUUGGAACAACGGAAAAGGAUCUCAUUACGCGAUCACCGACGAAACACUUCUUGUGAUGGCCGAUUCAAUUGCUUCCGGAAUUCCUGUGGAAACUAUCGACCUUGCAACAUGCAUAAUAUCGAGCGAAAUUGCUUGCAAUGUAGUUGAAGCUUGGAUUUCAAAGCCGACUUCAGAUUUGAUAUUUUCUCUCAACAACUGCGGCCCGGUGGAAAGAUCAUCGCUUCUUGAGCAGCUCGCCGAAAUGAAUAUUUUUACGGACGCUGAGAAUCGCAUAAGAUGCGGUGGAUUCACACUCACACUUUUCUGUUCAUAA
Messenger RNA from Caenorhabditis bovis, 1137 nucleotides. Lineage: Eukaryota; Metazoa; Nematoda; Chromadorea; Rhabditida; Rhabditidae. The record is from the annotation of a GenBank genome assembly.